Molecule: messenger RNA, 1137 nt
Organism: Colletotrichum orchidophilum
Lineage: Eukaryota; Fungi; Ascomycota; Sordariomycetes; Glomerellales; Glomerellaceae
Exons: 5
Coding region: 1-1137 (378 amino acids)
Source: RefSeq, a predicted model, not a curated record
AUGACGACAAUUAAGGAGACUAAGAUCAAGUCCGUUGCGACUCCAGUAGAAAUAAGGGAUCGUUUCAGUCAAACCCCAGACAACCGUCCCAGCUCAAGCAAGCAGGCGGGCAUCUCAAUCAUUCAAUACGACCCCGCUCUCGAGUCCAUCAUCGGCCCCAGCCCAACCCACGCCCUCAUCCUCUCAUCCGCAGAAGCCUCAGCCAAUGCCUUCUUCCAUCGUGGAUGCGUUUAUGUCCCUUCCCGAAAUGAGCUCUGGACAACUUCAGCGCCUCUCGCGACUAGCGACCCCACACGGCUCCCCACGAUCCUCAUGUCCAAGGUCAUAGUCACGCGCAACAUAGCCAACGGCACUCUAACCGCAGAAUGGGCCAAGAUGCGCCCGCCACCAGUCAUGGCGAUGCCCGCGGGUGGUUGUAUAGUCGACAAUGACAUUACCGUGUGGUGUUCGCAGGGGACCAUGGCCUCGCAGACGGGAGGUGUCCUCUCCAUGCCGGCAGGUAGACCUCCUCAGCUGGUGGCUUCUACGUACUACGGCCACGACUUCAACUCCCCGCACAGCGCCGCCGUCUCAUCUCAGGACAACGGGAUCUGGUUCACGGAUCCAUGCUGUGGGCAUGAGCAGGAUUUCAGGGCUCGUCCUCAACUGCCGCCGCAGGUAUAUCGCUGCGAUCCGAAGACUGGAGAAGUGAGGGCUAUGGCCGACGGUUUCGCACGGCCAACUGGUAUCGCGAUUGACGAGCAAUCUUCGACUCUGUAUGUCGCGGAUGCCGGAGGUGUACGCGUCGAUGGCAGUCUCAACUUGACUGAACCGCGGAAUAUUUAUGCUUUCGAUAUCGUGAAUCGAAAUGAUUCUAUUUUCCUAGCCAACAGGCGGUUAUUCGCCCUUGCUAGGAGAGGUGCUCCCAUGCACCUCAUGUGUGAGGAGGGCAACGUAUGGGCUGCCUGUAGCGACGGCAUUGAGAUUUGGAACAGUGGUGGUUCAUUGCUUGGUGUGAUUACGGUGCCAGGUGGUGUCAUGAGCUUCUGCCGCGGCCCAGGUGAAUCAGUCUAUGUCUGUGCCGACCAGAGGUUAUGGAGGCUCCAGCGUUCCAGCGUCUGCGGGGAUCAAUCAGUUGCGAGCCCGGAAUUAAUCUAA